AUUGCAUAAUCUUCAUAUCACCGUUUCUCCUCCUCAUUUCAAAUCGCACGUCACUCUCUCUAACAAAAAUCAUCUUCUUCUCACGAGGGCUGAAGGAUUUGCCCAUAGAAAUUAAGCAACAGAAUAUUCAGAGAAUCCUCAGCCUCAAUCUGAAAUUUCUGAAAAUCUCAACCCCGUCCUCGCCAGUGCUGCUGCAGACUUCUUGUUCAGUUGUCCUUCACCGCUCUCGUCUUCGGCGUUCUCUCUUCCUCCAUUCUUGAACCCCGUCCCCCAGAUCCACAUCGUCAGACCAUUCCUCGCCGGUGUUGUUGCUUAGAUCUGUGCUCGUCUUCGCACGUGAGGUGAUGACUGAAGACACAGCAAAGAAGAGAUGAGUAGCGAUCAGGAGGUGAAGAUAAGGAGGAGAGAGAAUCUGCCACCAGCUUUUUAUAAAUUAUCAAACUAUUAUGCCUUUUAAUUGAAAGCAACAAUUUAGUAGUCCAGGAACUAAUGAAAUUUUAAUUCGUUCCUGCCAUUUUUUGAGCAGAGGCUACCCUCAUGAAGCUAAAAUUGGGUGCUCAACGUCUAUAAGUCGGUUCUUCUUCUCUCCCUCACCCUCACACCGCUUUCAUUUUCCCUAUUCCUUGACCAAACCAGGUCAAAUCUAGCUUUCGUUUUUCUCUCCCAACUCUUCCUUUUUCUGCAUUUUCCUUAAAAACUUUGCUCGCAUCAUCAGUACCUAAAGGAAUGCCGCUUCCUUUUGCCUGAGCAAAUCGUUUUCUGAUAAUUCAAUUCGGGACUCAUGGAGAGUGGAAAAGCAAAUUCUUCGUCCGGAUAUGGUGAGCCUCCGUGGAAAUUCGAAGGCAGCGCCGUGUAUCAGCUCCAUCUUGUGAAAGCAGAAAAAGCUCGAGCGUGCAUUCCAAAAGAAUUCAGAUUAGUCGAAUUGUUUGGAUACACACUUGGUGGCUUUUUCCUCGCCAAUUAUGAGGACAGUCCAGCUGGUGUAUUCGAUGAGUUGGUGGUGAUUGCCGGAAUCGUAUGGAACCGCCCAACUUCAUGCGCAUGGGCUGCACGAGUGUAUGUGAACAGUGAUCGGGCUUGUGAUCAUGGACGCAAGGAGGUGGGCCUCCCAAGUCAGAUGGCUAGGUUUUCCAAAAGAAUUACAGCGGUUACAAGGAAGAAUGGAUUUUGGGACCCAAUAGGAAUUAAUGCUUCCUCCUGCAAUCGAAUGGAAGAUGUUCAAGUAACCGAAAUCAAGGGCCCUGAUCUGUGUGAUAUCAGUCUGGCAAGUGCUGCAGUACCUGCUUUGAAUGUUAAACAAUGGAUGGGUCCAACCAUCAGAAUGUCACUUCCAAGUUUUAGUGGGGGCACAGAGUAUAAUCCUAAUUUACUCAAGUACUCUUGCCAGAUUGAAUGCAGGCUGCGAGUAGUGCAACCGUUGAGAGUUUCAGGGGCAACACUUGCGGUAACAAAUGAUGAUAAAAAAGAGGAUGUUGGAAAUGUUGAAAAUGAGACGCCCAACUUGAGCACCUGUGUGAUGUUAUCCAAACCCAUACUAGCCCUCAAGUUCAGCGAAAUGAAAAUGCAGGUGGAAGCUCCUUCUGUGCUUUCAGGAGCGUCCUCUGCGAAGUUGUGAAAUCAAUGUUUAGUGAUGAGAUGUGAGUUUUCUUUAAUACAUAACUAUUGGUUUA
Prosopis cineraria is the source of this 1670-nucleotide messenger RNA. RefSeq names its product protein NEOXANTHIN-DEFICIENT 1. The transcript is spliced from 10 exons. The coding region runs from base 782 to 1615 and encodes 277 amino acids. Lineage: Eukaryota; Viridiplantae; Streptophyta; Magnoliopsida; Fabales; Fabaceae. The record is from RefSeq and is a predicted model, not a curated record.